Molecule: messenger RNA, 3202 nt
Organism: Anguilla anguilla (European eel)
Lineage: Eukaryota; Metazoa; Chordata; Actinopteri; Anguilliformes; Anguillidae
Gene: npy4r
Product: neuropeptide Y receptor Y4
Exons: 2
Coding region: 253-1347 (364 amino acids)
Biological process (GO): G protein-coupled receptor signaling pathway
Cellular component (GO): plasma membrane; neuron projection
Molecular function (GO): neuropeptide Y receptor activity; neuropeptide binding
Source: RefSeq, a predicted model, not a curated record
AAUCGUUUUGUGAGCCCAAUAAAGCCACUCGCUUCAUAGAGAUGAGCCGCGCUACUGUCGGCAGAGGGAGAGAGCUAGCACAUCUAGUUUAGGAUCUGUUCCGCAGAAUACACUAACCUGGGGAAGUCCUCGAGCUCUACAGUUAUGGGAUGAGAGUCUACGAGCUGAGAACAGGUCCAGGUCUGCGGCAGGCUAUUGUUCCGGGUUCGAGGCCGUGCCACUGAGCGGCGGGCGGAAGCCCCGCUGGGCAGCAUGAACAGGACGCAGCGCCCGACCCUCGAGUCCUGCCUGCUGGAGGACUGCCUGAUGUCGCCGGGCCUGACGGUGUUCCUGGCCGUCUCCUACGGCGCGGUCAUGCUGCUGGGGCUUCUGGGAAACGCCUGCCUGAUCUGCGUCAUCGUCCGGCAGAAGGAGAAGGCCAACGUCACCAGCAUCCUCAUCGCCAACCUGUCGGUGUCGGACGUGCUGGUGUGCGUCUUCUGCCUGCCCGUCACCGUGGCGUACACGCUGAUGGACCACUGGGCCUUCGGCGGCACGCUGUGCCGGCUCAUGCCCUUCGUGCAGUGCGCCUCGGUCACCGUCUCCGUGCUGUCGCUGGUGCUGAUCGCGCUGGAGCGCCACCAGCUGAUCCUCAACCCCGGCGGCUGGAAGCCCAGCGCGCCGCAGGCCUACCUGGCGGUGGUGCUGAUCUGGACGCUGGCCUGCUUCACCUCCCUGCCCUUCCUGGCCUUCCACACGCUGACGGACGAGCCGUACCGCAGCCUGCCGCCGCCGCUGCGCGACCGGGAGGCGUGCACGGAGAGCUGGCCGUCGCGCGCGCACAAGCUGGCCUACACCACCUGGCUGCUGCUCUUCCAGUACUGCGCGCCGCUGCUCCUCGUGCUGGUCUGCUACCUGCGCAUCUUCGCCCGCCUGCGCCGCCGGCGGAACAUGCUGGACCGCGGCGGAGGCGGCGGCGGCAGCGGAGGCGGAGCCGCCGAGAACCGCCGUGCCACCCGCAGCCGACGCGUCAACGUCAUGCUCGCCGCCCUGGUGGCCAGCUUCGCCGUCUGCUGGCUGCCGCUCAACGCCUUCAACGCGGUGGCCGACUGGCACCACGAGGCGCUGCUCGACCACCACGACCUGGUCUUCUCGCUCUGCCACCUGCUGGCCAUGGCCUCCACCUGCGUCAACCCCGUCAUCUACGGCUUCCUCAACAGCAACUUCAAGAAGGAGGUGAAGGAGGCCCUGCUGCACUGCUGCCGGCGCCCCCUGGAGGACAAGUACGAGCACUUCCCGCUCUCCACCAUGCACACCGAGCUCUCCAAGACCUCGCUGCGCAUCAACUGCCGCAACAACUCCGUCUGAAGGCCCGGCCGCACCUGCGGAUGGUUCCGGGAAGCGCUGGGGACACACUUGCCCGGACUGGGCUGAGACUGAACGGGCUUGACGAAGUUCAAGCCGAAUACUCUCUAGCAGUUCCAAUCGAGGUUGUUAGGAAUGUGCUUUUGAGUGGAUAUCCUAAAUGAUGGGACUAAUACCUCUUUGGGAAGUGUGAGUUUGUAUUGAAGACGGGCCGCGCAUUAUGCAUAAAGAAGUCAUCGGUUUUGUGGUUGUGAUGAUACUCAAGAGCAUCACCGUUUAAACACAAGUCUGUAAAUGAAUGCACCUCGGCCAGCUUCACUGGGUGGGUACACUUCCUGAUAAGGUACACUGAGAACAAUUUAUAUAAAGUACAGCCUAUUUAUGGUGCAAUUACAGUAUAAAUGAAUCAACAGAUAGCUACUUGUGCAGUAUUGGUGUUAUACUGUAUGUGUACUGUGAAGUUACAGUGUUACAGUUGUCCCCAUACAUGUAUUCUGAAAGUCUGUAUGUUAAAACAGUUAAUGAAGGGGACAAAGUAUCUUUAAAAAAAGGUUCUUUGCUUAGAAGAAAAAUGUAAAUUGGUUGAAUGUAUGCGUUUUACUUUUCAAAAAUGAAUGUACUAUUUACUAAUAUGUAAAAUGCACUAGAACCAAAAGUAGAUGCUACAAUCUGCAGUUAAAUCACAUACUGAUAGUACAUACCUUUGUAAAUAUAUAUUUUAAAGAAGAAAUAUUUCAAGGAACUUUAAAUUAUUUGGCUUUGUUUUUUUUUCUUAAAAUAUUUCCUGUUAUUUUAUUUCAACAGAAACAUUUGCUAAAAUGGUAGGAUAUACAGGAUUUUGUAGAAUAUGCUUUGCAUUUCACUUUCAAAGUUGCUUUCAUAAUAUCAGAAAUGCAAAGGGAAAUGGUUUCAGAACUAAUGGUUUCAGAAUUGCACCAUUUCUUUCCCACCCAGAAUUCUUUUAUGAAACUUUACACAUAAGAACACAGUAUUGUAUACACAGCAAUUAUAUUAUUCCACACAAGAAAAGCAUGUUUUGUUUGAUUAAUGCAUUUUGAAGAGUAGAUUUUUUUGGAAUGCUUUAAACAAAAAAAAGAAUUUCUAAGCCAGUGCUUAGAAAGAGCUACUUCUCUUUCUGUUACCAGUAGUGAUUGUUACAUCAACAUUAGAAUGUUCAGUUAAGAACAUUCUAAUCACGUAUUCGUCAUCUUACACCUUGAAGGGUUAAUGUAUUUUCAGAACAACAUGCCCUGUAGGCAUGAGCUACAUAGACUACUGUAAAAUAUGGUGUAACUAUAUCAUGCUAGUAACCGUGCAUCAAACUUACAUGCUGUGACGGCUGAAUAAACCAAAAAGGAAAACAACUCCAAAACACAAAACAUGUCCGUGAUUUAUCUGGAUUUAAUUAAAGUCUGGAUUAAACCAGCUUUGUUUUUCUCCGCUGGUCUGGAUUUAAGAGAGCUUGAUUGCUAUCCUACAUGACUGUCCAUGGCCUGGCACUGAGAUUGCGUUUGAUGUUGAAACGAAAGCCUUCUGUUGAUCAAAUCUGUCCUGGAGAAAUAUGGGUCUUUUCCCCUGUGCUAAUUUGGUUUUGAUAGAUCACCAUUGUCACAUAUCUGAUAUUGCCUGGAACAAUAUUUAAUGAAGAGAAAUAGUACAUGUUUUUCUGUAAUGAUAAAUAAAUGUAAACCGGUCAUUUUCACUAAUGUGACUGGUCAUAUGGGCUUCUUUAAUGCAUCAGCUAUUAAAAUAUUGUUUUCUCAUGAUCAAAUAUCUGAAUGUGUCAAGACAGUAAUCUUUCCAUUAUUGCAAAUGCCUCCAAUACCCUAAUUAAAAAUAAAACUAAAAGUAAAAAACA